This is a messenger RNA of Condylura cristata (star-nosed mole), 1969 nucleotides long. It is a transcript of the gene SRPK3, whose product is annotated as SRSF protein kinase 3. NCBI's taxonomy places the organism in Eukaryota, Metazoa, Chordata, Mammalia, Eulipotyphla, Talpidae. The record is from RefSeq and is a predicted model, not a curated record. Gene Ontology annotation, biological process: spliceosomal complex assembly; protein phosphorylation; regulation of mRNA processing. The transcript has 15 exons. The coding region runs from base 209 to 1885 and encodes 558 amino acids. Gene Ontology annotation, molecular function: ATP binding; protein kinase activity.
GCCGCCAUCAGCCCUGGGGGCUUGCCCCAGGCUGGCAGCUGGGUCUGGCCACUGCCCCUCCCCUCUGCAUACCUUGCCCGCAGCCGAGCAGCUGGGAGGCUAUUUAUAAAGGCGGGUGAGGUCAGCAGCCGCCGCUAUAAAUGCGCAGGCCGUGGCGGCCCCACAGGAGCGGCUGCCCAGGGCGCAGUGGGCCGCUCGGCUGGCCGGGAUGAAGGCCAGCGCAGGUGGCGGGGACAGCGGCGGCAGCAGCAGCAGCUCGCAGGCCUCGUGCGGGCCCGAGUCCUCGGGCUCUGAACUGGCCCCAGCCGCGCCGGCGCCACGGAUGCUGCAGGGGCUUCUGGGCUCUGAUGACGAGGAGCAGGAGGACCCCAAAGACUACUGCAAGGGCGGCUACUACCCUGUGAAGAUCGGGGACCUGUUCAAUGGGCGGUACCAUGUGGUGCGCAAGCUGGGCUGGGGCCACUUCUCCACGGUCUGGCUCUGCUGGGACAUCCAGCGCAAGCGCUUCGUGGCCCUGAAGGUGGUGAAGAGUGCCGGGCACUACACGGAGACAGCUGUGGAUGAGAUCAAGCUCCUGAAAUGUGUCCGAGACAGUGACCCCAGUGACCCCAAAAGAGAGACCAUCGUCCAGCUCAUUGAUGACUUCAGGAUCUCAGGGGUUAAUGGUGUCCAUGUGUGCAUGGUGCUGGAGGUCCUGGGCCACCAACUCCUCAAGUGGAUCAUCAAGUCCAACUACCAGGGGCUGCCCGUGCCCUGUGUCAAGAGCAUCGUGAGGCAGGUGCUGCACGGCCUGGACUACCUGCACACCAAGUGCAAGAUCAUCCACACGGACAUCAAGCCCGAGAACAUCCUGGUGUGCGUGGGCGACGCCUACGUCAGGCGCCUGGCCGCAGAGGCCACCGAGCGGCAGCAGGCAGGGGCGCCGCCUGCCCGCUCCACAGUCAGCACAGCCCCUCAGGAGGUCUUGACUGGCAAACUAUCGAAAAACAAGAGGAAGAAGUUGAGGCGCAAACGGAAACAGCAGAAACGGCUGCUGGAGGAGCGGCUGCGCGACCUGCAGAGGCUGGAGGCGGCGGCGCAGGCGGAGGACUCUGGCUCCAGACUGGAGGGGGGCAGCGGCUCCACCUCUUCUUCUGGCUGCCACCCAGGGGGGGCCAGAGCCAGCCCCUCCCCAGCCUCCUCUUCUCCCGCCCCCGGCGGAGACCGCAGCCUCAGCCCCGGCUCGCAGACCUCCGGCUUCUCGGGCUCCCUUUUCUCUCCGGCCUCCUGCUCCAUCCUCUCUGGCUCGUCCAACCAGCGGGAGACCGGGGGACUCCUGUCACCCAGCACACCGUUUGGUGCCUCGAACCUCCUGGUGAACCCUCUAGAGCCCCAGAAUGCAGACAAGAUCAAGAUCAAGAUCGCAGACCUGGGCAACGCCUGCUGGGUGCACAAACACUUCACCGAGGACAUCCAGACACGGCAGUACCGAGCUGUGGAGGUGCUGAUCGGCGCGGAGUACGGCCCCCCAGCUGACAUCUGGAGCACAGCAUGCAUGGCCUUCGAGCUGGCCACCGGCGACUACCUGUUUGAGCCUCACUCCGGAGAGGACUACAGCCGCGAUGAGGACCACAUUGCGCACAUCGUGGAGCUCCUGGGUGACAUCCCGCCCGCCUUCGCCCUCUCCGGCCGCUAUUCCCGGGAGUUCUUCAACCGCAGAGGAGAGCUGCGGCACAUCCACAACCUCAAGCACUGGGGCCUAUAUGAGGUGCUCAUGGAGAAGUACGAGUGGCCCCUGGAGCAGGCCACGCAGUUCAGCGCCUUCCUGCUGCCCAUGAUGGAGUACAUCCCCGAGAAGCGCGCCAGCGCGGCCGACUGUCUCCGCCACCCUUGGCUCGAGCCCUAGGCCCUGCAUCCGGGAAGCGCGGGCGGGCGGGCGAGGGGCGACACGCAGGCUGCUCCUCUUAAUAAAGCGUGAGCUGACACUCGG